Pseudomassariella vexata is the source of this 1362-nucleotide messenger RNA. Its product is annotated as thioesterase-like superfamily-domain-containing protein. NCBI's taxonomy places the organism in Eukaryota, Fungi, Ascomycota, Sordariomycetes, Amphisphaeriales, Pseudomassariaceae. The transcript has 2 exons. Gene Ontology annotation, biological process: fatty acid catabolic process; acyl-CoA metabolic process. The record is from RefSeq and is a predicted model, not a curated record. Gene Ontology annotation, molecular function: fatty acyl-CoA hydrolase activity. Bases 175 to 1161 code for a protein of 328 amino acids. Gene Ontology annotation, cellular component: peroxisomal matrix.
CCAAAUUCACCAUUGUCAGGUUCCUAAAUCCUGAAGUAACUUACACUUCCCUUGCUUCCUAUUUUCCCGUAAACAAAUAUGUGCCAAUUGAGGUCCUAACCCCAUCUCGUUUUGUUCUUAUCUGUAACUCCACAGCUUAUAGCUUACCUCCGGUCCUCACCUCAAUCCCAUGUAAUGGCCGAAACACUAGCCGCCCAGCUUGCUGUCGAGCAAACUGGCCCCGGCGAAUUCAUAUCCCAAUCCCUCCCGGCAUGGAUGGGCAACUCCCUCCCCAUCGCCUACGGCGGCUGUACCCUCGGUAUAGCAACUCGCGCCGCCAUUGUGACCGUCCCGUCCUCGCACUCGCUGUACUCCCUUGUUGGCCAUUACCUCGGCCCCGCCUCCAUCAAGCAAAAGCUCCUGUGCACUGUCCAUACUAUGCGCAACACCAAGAACUUCGCCACCCGGCGCGUCGAAGUCAAACAACACCAGCCCGACGGAAAACUCCGUGUUUGUCUCGAGCUUUUGGCUGAUUUCCAUGUCCAAGAGCCCGAACUGAUGUCUUACUCUGCCCUGCCAUCACACCCAUACUCUGGUCCAGACAGCAACCCCACCAUCCCCGCCCUCGCAACAUCCCUUGCUAACGAAGGAAAGCUGGAUAAGCGCCAAGCUGCCUUAGCGGUGGCGCCGGACGGAAUGUUCAAAAUGACCACCAAGUACUUCGACAUGCGGCCGUGUGUGGAGGGGCCAGCUGGGCAAACCCUUUUUGGACUGGCGAGGGGGAUCCCAACGACACAGGAUGAGCUGUCCGUUACGGAGAAGGCGUCAGCGGAGUGGGUGAAGACUUGGGACAAGGUGGAUGGGGUCGGGGAAAGGAUGGCUACGUUGAGUUUUCUAAUGGAUGGGGCGCUGGCGUUUUUGCCGCUGGCGCAUAGCAGUAUGUGGUUCGAUGACACCGAAGCCAACUCGAGUCUAGACUUUGCCCUGCGCAUUUUCGUUCCGAAUAUCGACUUGGGCGAUUGGCAUCUGCGCGAGAGAAAGACACAUGCCGCUGGAUUCGGGAGACAAUACUCAGAGGGUCGUCUGUGGGAUGAAAAAGGGACCUUGGUGGCUUGCAUGACGCAGCAGUGUAUUCUCAGGCCCAAAAUGGCCCCGAAGACAAAGACGAAGGCGGAACUAUAAGAUACGGCAUUGCCAAGCAGUAUUAUUAUCACAGCCUAAUGCUUUCUUGUACUUGGUCUCCAUUUGCGGAGCUCUUACUAGUUAUAAAGCUCCAUCUCUUAUCUUUAGGUUGAAUGCCCAGGCGCAUGCUGGCAGAGUCCAGCUUGAUGGGCUGGGUCAGGUUCUAGUCGGCCGCUUGAUCAGUCUAGCCAGGCAUCCUCA